Messenger RNA from Saccharomycopsis crataegensis, 867 nucleotides. RefSeq names its product HVA22/TB2/DP1 family protein. The record is from RefSeq and is a predicted model, not a curated record. Bases 1 to 867 code for a protein of 288 amino acids. Lineage: Eukaryota; Fungi; Ascomycota; Saccharomycetes; Ascoideales; Saccharomycopsidaceae. The transcript is spliced from 2 exons.
AUGUUUGGGUUAUUAUUCAACAUAUCCAGCUUCGUCAUUUCAAUUCUUUUUCCGAUUUAUCUAUCAUUUAAGUCCUUGCAAGCUAACGACUCCAAUCUUUUGAAAUCAUGGCUCAUCUAUUGGAUAGUGUUUGUAGCCAUUAAUUUCAUGGAGACUUUCUUUGCUUUUGUGCUCAACUUUAUCCCCUUUUAUCCCUUCUUGAGAUUGUAUUUCCAAUUAUGGCUUGUGCUCCCUCAGACCAAAGGGGCUGUUUUUCUAUAUUAUAAUUACCUAUCCCCAUUCUUGAAAAAACAUGAGUCCGAAAUCGAAGGGUUUGUCGAUAAUGUCUAUGGAAAUUUUUGGACAUUCCUUUCUGACUGCAAGCAAUUUUUAGUUAGCCUUAUUAAGCGCAAUUUGUUUGGUACGAAGGACUCAGAUUCCGUUCACAAGCCUCGGAAUAAAUACUUCAAUUUCGUCACUAGUUAUUUUGGCAUGCCGGGGAAUCUAAUGAGUAGUGAUGAGGCUGCAGACGAAAAAUUGUCAAUGUCUUAUAUGGAAUCAUUACUUAACCAAUUCAAGGAACAAAAAACUGAUGAAUUUGCCGUGGAUAGCAAUUCAAUGUCAUUUUUCGAAAGCUUUUUAUUGACUAUCCCAAAGAGUGGGUAUGCAUUGAAGAAUACUUUUUCAACUCUGAAUGAAGCUAAACCACGCCUGGGGGAAACAAGUGUUAGUCGGCCUAGCUCUCCGAAAAAAGAACAAGCUGACGUCAGUGCUGAAUUUGAAGAGGAAGUGUUUGAUUUUGUCAACAAAGAUGAAACCCCGGCUGCUUCAGAAGGUAUCUUUUCUAGUUUUGGGUGGGUCAAAGUCAGCAAAGAAAAGACUGAGUAA